Molecule: messenger RNA, 1828 nt
Organism: Periophthalmus magnuspinnatus
Lineage: Eukaryota; Metazoa; Chordata; Actinopteri; Gobiiformes; Gobiidae
Gene: snapc1b
Product: small nuclear RNA activating complex, polypeptide 1b
Exons: 10
Coding region: 181-1242 (353 amino acids)
Biological process (GO): snRNA transcription by RNA polymerase III; snRNA transcription by RNA polymerase II
Cellular component (GO): snRNA-activating protein complex
Molecular function (GO): sequence-specific DNA binding
Source: RefSeq, a predicted model, not a curated record
UCCAGCGUCUGUCGUGAGUCUCUCGUUUGUUUACAUCCUCCGUUUAUUUACUUUUACAUGAAAAAAACACCACAUUUUGUGUUUUAUUGUGUAAAAAUGUGGUCAUGUGGGGGUUUAACCUAGUUCCAAACGUCUUACUCUGACUCUGUUCCAAUUUUAAUAUUUUAAAGCUGUAAAAAGAUGAAUCAUCAUCGGAAACUGGUGAAGGCGGACUGUGAUCAGCUCCUAAACCGCUUCCAGCAAACGGAGUCCGUACGGUUUGAAGCGUUCAGUCAAAUCUGGAGGGACAUGAAGUUUGAGCAGAUUUUCUAUGGAGCUGCGAAACACAAUAACCGAUUAUUCACUCGUCUGGUUUUGGACACAGCAUAUGAGUUCCUGCUUCCUCCCUUCACUUUUCAGAUCCGAGUGGGAGGGCUCUACCUUCUGUACGCUCUGUUCCACUCUCAGACCGCAAAUCCUCUCGAAAAGAUCCGUUUGGCUCUGAAGGAUUGGGAGGAAAUUCAGAAGUUUGAGACAGACUCUUUAGAAGCUCAGCAUUACGACGUGGUUUAUAUUCUGAAAAAACUCCUGCACAUAAAAGCGUUUGUCUUCACUGCAAUGCCCCGACUGCUUGCGUUUGACAGGAAGAAGAAAUCUCAGAUGUCUCCAGUCUGUGAGAGCUUCAUGGAACGGCCCUCAGCUCCUCAGACUCUCAUCAACAACAACCUGCUCGAGGAGUUGUCGAAUGUCCACGGUCUUUAUGAAAACCUCAAGUCCUCGGUCUGUCCUCAGUCUGACUCAAGUCUGAGUCUGUCCCAUCCAGACCUGGUCCAGACACUCAGAGAGACUGUGCUCGACUUCUACAAGUGGCAAAAGGACAAGUUUCAGAGCUCAGAGUCAAGUCGAGAUGAAGACAGUGGAGAGGGACCAUCCACUCAACAGGAGAGUUCCAGAAGAGCAGAUCUUUUGGCUUCCAUCAAGUCCAGAGCGUACGAACAGGCAGCACAGGCGUCAAAGUCUCGGCGACAUCGUGCAGUAGAGGUGGAUGUGACCAAACCAGAGCAAAGCUCCACCCCCUCAGCCCGUUAUGAAAGAAUUAAACAGAAAACUCUGAGAUACAGGGCUACCAAAAACAUCCAAGUGUCAGGAGACAUGUGGAAAGAUGCUUUAUCUCAUACUAGAAUCACUUGCCUCACUGCUCGGGAUAAUGAAAAACCUCCUCGAUGCUUCAAGAAAUUCAAAUGGAAAACUGAAGACACCUAAAAUUCAGCUGUUAUGUUGUUUUUAAUGCAUAUAAAUUGUGGUGUUUUUUUUAUUUUUUUUAAACUUGCUGACUUACUGAAACUUGAAAAAAUAGGCUGUAAAACCACAAAUGAAAACACAUUGAUUUUAAAAUGUGCAAUUUUCAAAUGAGUAAAGAUAUUUUAGCUUGAUUCUUAUUUUAAUGUGUUGUUUUCUGUUGUGGUUUGCUGUUAGACCUUUUGUGUUCCCAGGUGGAGUCCUGUUUUAGACCUGCUUUAGACCCUGUUUAGUCCUGUUUGCCAAAUGCUGUAGAUAUCCAUUUUGAUAUUAACACAUUUCACUUUGGUUCUAUGGUUACAUGUAAUUUAACUGGAGUUCAUCAGAUGCCAUGUUGAUGUAUUAAUCAUAAAAGUCUAAAAUUCCCAGAGUAAUAAAAAGAAAAUAUGUAAAAGUAAGUUAUUUUGAUAAAACUGGGAAUUCUCAGGUGGAAUUUACUGUGUAACUGUCAGAUUACAGAUGUGUUGACCUGGUUUGUCGUUAAUAUCUCUGUAAAAACUGGAUCCAUCCACAUGAAACACAAUGCCACCAAUUUCAACAUCUUCUUUGC